Messenger RNA from Penicillium oxalicum, 2403 nucleotides. It is a transcript of the gene pmt4, whose product is annotated as dolichyl-phosphate-mannose-protein mannosyltransferase. Bases 1 to 2403 code for a protein of 800 amino acids. Gene Ontology annotation, biological process: protein O-linked glycosylation via mannose. The transcript has 2 exons. Gene Ontology annotation, molecular function: dolichyl-phosphate-mannose-protein mannosyltransferase activity. The record is from RefSeq and is a predicted model, not a curated record. Gene Ontology annotation, cellular component: endoplasmic reticulum; membrane. Lineage: Eukaryota; Fungi; Ascomycota; Eurotiomycetes; Eurotiales; Aspergillaceae.
AUGUCGUCCCCUUCUCCAUCUCUCCGCAGGAGAGUUGGCAAGAAGGAGACAUCCGUGGCAGAGCCAUCGGAGAAUGCCACACUGCGUCCCGCGGUCGUGGCUGCACGCAAUCAGUCUGAGUGGGAUUAUUGGCUGGCCAUGAUCGUCCUCACGAUUCUGGCUUUCGCAACUCGUUUCUAUCGCAUUGACUACCCCAAUGAGGUCGUCUUUGAUGAAGUUCAUUUUGGAAAGUUUGCCUCCUAUUACCUCCAGCGCAUGUACUUCUUCGACGUACACCCUCCCUUCGGCAAGCUCCUGUUCGCCUUUAUGGGCUGGUUGAUUGGCUAUGAUGGGCACUUCUUCUUCGAGAACAUUGGCGACUCGUACAUAGACAACAAAGUUCCCUAUCUUGCUCUGCGCGCUAUGCCCGCGACUCUGGGCGCGCUCACUAUUCCUGUGGUUUUCUUGACUAUGUGGGAGUCCGGAUAUUCCCUUCCAGCUUGCGUUUUGGCCGCUGGUCUGAUGGUCUUUGACAAUGCACACAUUGGUGAAGACCGCUUGAUCCUUCUCGAUUCCACUUUGGUCUUGUCCAUGGCUCUCAGCAUUCUGUGCUACGUGCGCUUCUACAAACUGCGCCAUCAGCCUUUCAGCCGCAAGUGGUGGAAGUGGCUGCUUCUUACUGGAUUCUGCAUGAGCUGUGUCAUCUCAACCAAGUACGUCGGUGUGUUCACUUUUGUGACCGUCGGUGCUGCUGUCAUGAUCGAUCUGUGGAACUUGUUGGACAUCAACCGUCGCCAAGGUGCUCUUGAUAUGUACACGUGGCUCAAGCACUUCGCCGCUCGUCUCGUUGCGCUCAUUAUUAUCCCCUUCUUCUUCUACCUCUUUUGGUUCCAGGUCCACUUUGCGGUUCUCACCCGCUCCGGACCUGGUGAUGAAUUCAUGUCUCCCGAGUUCCAGGAGACCCUCAGCGACAAUGCCAUGACCGCGCAGUCCGUUGGUGUCCAGUACUACGACGCCAUUACCCUUCGUCACAAGGACACCAAGACCCUCCUCCACAGCCACUGGGAGAAGUACCCCCUGCGCUAUGAUGAUGGCCGUAUCUCCAGUCAGGGCCAGCAGGUCACUGGCUACCCUCACAACGACACCAACAACCUUUGGCAGAUCAUUCCCACCCGACCUCUCGCCGCAGAUGACGAUGAGAGCAAGAGUGUGCGCAACGGCGAUAUCAUCCAGCUGUUCCAUGUUGGCACCAAGAGUUACCUCUUGACUCAUGACGUGGCUUCCCCGUACUAUCCUACCAACCAGGAAUUCACCACGGUGACCCCCGAUCUGGCUGAGGGUGAGCGUCGUAAUGACACUUUGUUCGAGCUCAAGAUUGAGAACGGCAAGCCUGCUCAAGAGUUCCGUACCUUUGCCAGUUUGAUCAAAUUGAUUCACGUGCCCACCCGCGUUGCCAUGUGGACUCAUACCACACCUCUUCCCGAGUGGGGCUUCAAGCAGGCCGAGAUUAACGGCAACAAGAAUAUCCUUGCAUCCAGCAACUUGUGGUUCGCGGAGACCAUUGACGGUCUUGCCCCCGAUAGCCCUCGUCGGACGCGCGAAGAGCGCAAGCCCAAGUCUUUGUCUUUCCUACGCAAGUACUUCGAGCUUCAGGGUGCCAUGUUCCACCACAACAACGCCUUGACGAGCAGCCACCCAUACGCCACUGAGCCCUUCCAGUGGCCGUUCUUGCUCCGUGGUGUAAGCUUCUGGACCAAGAACGAGACUCGCGGUCAGAUUUAUUUCCUGGGUAACCCCAUCGGAUGGUGGAUUGCUAGUAGUCUGUUGGCUGUCUUUGCCGGUAUUGUCGGUGCUGACCAGCUGUCUCUCCGCCGUGGAGUGGAUGCACUGGAAGAGAGUAAGUUCCUCCCUGAAGUUGUUGCCUUUGUCAAGCCAUCGACUAAUCAUGACCGCUUUCUCUUUUUCAUAGUUUGGGGACCCGGAGCCCGCUCACGUCUCUACAACAGUACUGGAUUCCUCUUCCUCUGCUGGGCUGCUCAUUACUUCCCCUUCUGGCUGAUGGGCCGUCAGCGGUUCCUACACCAUUAUUUGCCGUCGCACUUGGCGUCCACCAUGGUGACUGGUGCGCUGAUUGAGUUCAUCUUCAACUUCCAGCCGCUGGACCCCGCCACCGCGGAAGCGCCCGAGGACGAUCCUUCCGGUAAGGCCAAGGCGAACCGCAGUCUGGGUCGCUUUAUCACUGCCAAGGAGCGCAUGGGCCCCAGAUCAGUUGUUGCCGCCUGGGUUGCGACUAUCGUGAUUCUCGCAGCCACCAUCUAUGGAUUCGUCUUCUUCGCACCUUUAACCUACGGAUUGCCCGGCCUUGAUGUUGACGGUGUCAAUGCUCGCAAGUGGUUGAACUAUGAUCUCCACUUUGCCAAAUAA